Sphenostylis stenocarpa is the source of this 270-nucleotide messenger RNA. The record is from the annotation of a GenBank genome assembly. Lineage: Eukaryota; Viridiplantae; Streptophyta; Magnoliopsida; Fabales; Fabaceae.
AUGAAGAACAAGUUAGGGAAGGAGAAGAAGUUAAGGAUGGAGUACAAGAAGGAGAAGAAGUUAAGAAAGAAGAAGAAGAAGAAGAAGAAGAAGAAGAAGAAGAAGAAGUUUUGGAUGGAGAAGAAGUUAAGGGUAAAGAAGAAAGUAUGGAUGGGGAAGAAGUUUGGGAUGGGAAGAAGUUUGGGAGAAGAAGUUUGGGAUGAAGGAGAAGUUUGGAAUGGAGGAGAAGAGCUGAAGUAUGGAGAAGAAAUUAAGGAAGAAGAAGUUUAG